Prunus armeniaca (apricot) is the source of this 750-nucleotide messenger RNA. NCBI's taxonomy places the organism in Eukaryota, Viridiplantae, Streptophyta, Magnoliopsida, Rosales, Rosaceae. The record is from the annotation of a GenBank genome assembly.
AUGGACCAACGACCCAACAACCGAAGCUUGAUGGUUGCCACCCGCUAUAAAUCUCUAGCGCUACCGGAUUCGAUUCGAGGCACGUUCGAAUUCACUAGCACAAAAAUUGAAGCACUAAGGCAAUCUGUCAUGAUCAAGAAACAUCAACAAUAUCAUCAAUCUGUUCUAAAUUUGUCAACGUUUUGUCUAACAUGUGCCUACACAUGGGUUUGCUUAGUCAAAGCAGAAGAAGAAGAAGAAGAAGAAGAAAUAAAAGACGACCAAAUACUUAUGGUGCUUAGCGUGGACUGUCGGUCUCGUUUGGACCCUCCUAUACCUGCAACCUAUUUUGGCAACUGCAUAACGGGCCAUGGAGCAUUUGCAGAAAGAAAAGGACUUUUGGGAGAAGAUGGGUUCUUUGUGGCUGUAAAUGCGAUCAGUGAAGCCAUAGAAGGUUUGAAUAACGGGGUCUUGAAUGGGGCAGAGAACUUAGUUUCAAGUUUGUACCUUUCUGAAUCUGAUCUUCAGGCUACUACUGAUCAUUCCAGAGUGUUUACCACCGCUGGAUCACAUCAGUUUAAGAUGUACGAUACUGAUUUCGGGUGGGGAAGACCAAAGAGUACCGAAGUGGUUCCUAUAGGUAGAAGAGGAGCCAUCACUUUUUCAGAUGGCAAGAAUGGAGGUGGAGCUGUUGACAUUGGCUUGGUUCUGAAGAAACAUCACAUGGAGGUUUUUGCUUCUCUAUUUCCUAAAGGUCUUGAAAACCUUUGA